UCUAUCGUUGGACACUUAGGUUGUUUCCUUGUCUUGCCUAUUUAUUGUGAAUAAUGCUGCAGUGACCAUGGGAGUGCAGAUCUCUCUUUCAGGGAGUGAUUUCAUUUCCUUUGGAUAAUAUAACAAGAUGUGGGAUUGGUGGAUCAUGUGCUAGUUCUAUUUUCAAUUUUUUGAAGCGCCUCUGCAUUGUUUUCCGUAAUGGCUGCCCCAAUUUACGUUCUCACCAACAGUGCACAAGGGCUCCCUUUUCUCCGUAUCCUCACCAGCACUUAUCUUUUGCUUUUUGAUAAUGCUCAUUGUGACGGGUGUGAGGUGAUAACUCAUUGUGGUUUUAUUUGCAGUUCUCUAGUGAUGUUGAGAACUUUUUCAUGUACCUGUUGGUCAUUUGUAUGCUUUGAGGGAGAAAUUUAGGUUCUUGGCCCAUUUUAAGUUGGGUUUUUGGUUUUUAACCUGUGGAGUUGUGUGAGGUCUUUAUAUAUUUUAGAUCUUGAUUCCUUAUCAGAUACAUGGUUUGUAAAUAUUUUCUCCCAUUCCUUAGGUGCCUUUUCACUCUGUUGAUUAUUAUUUUGCUGUCGACACAUUUUCUUAUACCUUUACAUUCCCACUAGAGUUUUUGUGUUUAAAAGUCUGCAUACCGUACAUUAUGUACUAUUGAUAUCCUGGACUUAACAGUUUCAUUCAACCUUAUAGCUUUGUAUUGCCUCUGACAUUGAUGUGGUUCAUUUCUUUCAAUCGCUGUGACCGUGACUAUUCCCUGAUAGUAGAUACUGAAGUUUCUGAUUUUGGGGUGUUUUUUUGUUUGUUUGUUUUGGUACACACAGCCACAUGGUAACAUUCUUGUGUAUCUUGUUGUGUGCAUUAGCAAGAGUUUUUAUAGGGCACAUACCUAGAAUUAGGUUUCCUGACUGAAUUUACAGGGUUUCAGCUCUUCCAGGUGGUGCCAGGUGGAUUUCCAGAGUGACUGUACCAGUUUAUACUCCCGCAGGACCCUGAGGAUCUCAUUGUUCUUUAUGUCUUCAACAUUUGAUAUUGCGAAGCAUUUUACAUUUUUCCCAAACUGUGGGGAGAGAAGUCUUGAAUUUGCCUUUCUCCAAUUCUCAAUGACGUUGAAGAUUGUUUCAAAUGUUUAUUGGACUCUUUGAUUUCAUCAUCUGUGACUUACCAAGUCAUUCUGUGUUUAGUUUCUUAAAUGAAUGGUCUUGUCCUGUGUGUGUGUGUGUGUGUGUGUGUGUGUGUGUGUGUGUUUUAAGAUAUAUUCCGUGUAUCUUUUCUUAUGUAUUAUGUCUGCAAAUAUCUUUCACUCUGCAUCUUGUCUUUUAAUUUUGUGUUUUGUACAGAAAAAUUUUUGGAGUAAAAUUAAGCAACUUCUCCUCUAUGGACUGUAUUUUGUGUAUUUUCCUAGAAUAGCUGUAAUUUGAAAAAAAAAUAUUUGGGUCUUCUAUGUGCUUAAAGUAUAUUUUUGUUGGCCUUAGGAGGCAGGGAUUGAAUUUUAUUUUCCUAAGGAAAAUCAGUUGUGUUGGUACCAUUAUGAAUAGCAUGUCAUUAACAUAUGCAUGGGUCUGUUCCUUAUCUUCUUUACUUUGCUUACACUUUGCUUUUAUUACCAUAGCCUUACAGUAAGUCUUGAUAGGUGGGAGGGCAUGCCUCUGCCUACCUUAGUUCUUUUUUGGCAUUGUCUUAGUUAAUCGUGGAUCAUUAUUUUGAUAUUUAGUCAUUUUUGUCAGAUUUCGUGUUAUGUCCUGUUGCAAUUUUGAUUGCACAGAAUUAAUAGGUUUAUUUGAGCAGAGUUGACAUUUUUAUGAUAUCGAAUCCUCCUAUUUGUGAAUACUGUCUGUUUCUCUGUAGGUCUUUUUGAUGUCCUUCAGUGAAGUUUUACCAUUUUGUCCCUGGCAUUAUGGACAACACUUGAUGGCCAUUGUUGAAUGUAUGCACCAGUGUGGCUUACUGCUGACUUCCUCCCCUUGGAAGCCCAGGGUACCAGGCGAUGGCAACUUUGCACCUGUCUGCCCUGCCCCAGCAGCCCUUGUCAUUCCAGGCUGAGGUGACCUUUGAGGACGUGGCCGUGCUAUUCUCCCGGGAGGAGUGGGGCCGUCUGGGCCCUACUCAGAGGGGCCUCUACAGGGACGUGAUGCUGGAGACCUACAGGAAUCUGGUCUCCCUGGGAGCUGGACGUGCAGGUCCCAAGCCUGGGGUGAUCACACAGUUGGAGCGAGGGGAUGAACCAUGGGUCCUGGAUGCACAGGGUGCCAAAGGGAAAGGGCGAUCGAGAGUCAGUGUCUCAGCUCGUGGGACCAGGACUGAGUACAGUGAGUUGUCUUCAGGAGAAAUGCUUGAUGGGGAAGAACUGGAUCGACUCCAGAGUGCUGUUUCCCAGGGACCUGAGCCUGGAGAGGCCCGUGCGUGUGUCCGGGAGCCAGAGGACAGCCUGGACGAGCCUGUGGAACAGAGAUGCCUGAGGCCAGUCACAUGGACUAAUGAGGAGAGCAUCCAGGAGUCUGCACGGAGCCUCAGCUUCCAGUCAAGCCCGAUCUCUGACCAGAGACCUCACAAAUGUGAUAUAUGUGAACAAAGUUUUGAACAGAGAUCAUACCUCAAUAACCAUAAGCGUGUACACAGGACAAAAAAGAUAAAUGUAGUCCAUGAUUCUGGGGAAUUCUUCAGUGCAAAUCUGGCUAAAGAAGCUCAGAUAAUUCCUCUUGGGAAAAAAUUGCAUCAUUGUGGUUACUGUGGGAAAGCCUUCAGGUACAGUGCUAACCUCGUCAAGCACCAGCGGCUUCAUAGCGAAGAAAAGCCCUACAAGUGUGAAGAGUGUGGGAAAGCCUUCGGCCAGAGCUGCGAGUUCAUCAGUCACCGAAGGAUGCAUUCAGGGGAGAUCCCCUACCGGUGUGGUGAGUGCGGGAAGACAUUCAACCAAAGGCCCAACCUCAUGAAGCAUCAGAGGAUUCACACCGGGGAGAAGCCCUACAAGUGUGGUGAUUGCGGGAAACACUUCAGUGCCUAUUCUUCCCUUAUUUACCACCAGAGAAUCCACACUGGAGAGAAACCCUAUAAGUGCAAUGACUGUGGGAAAGCCUUCAGUGAUGGCUCAAUCCUCAUCCGGCAUCGUCGGACUCACACUGGAGAGAAGCCAUUUGAGUGCAAAGAAUGUGGCAAAGGCUUUACCCAAAGUUCUAACCUUAUCCAACAUCAAAGAAUUCACACUGGGGAGAAACCCUAUAAAUGCAAUGAAUGUGAGAAAGCCUUCAUCCAAAAAACCAAACUGGUUGAACAUCAGAGAAGCCACACUGGAGAGAAGCCCUAUGAGUGUAACGACUGUGGCAAAGUCUUCAGCCAAAGCACACACCUUAUUCAGCAUCAGAGGAUCCACACGGGAGAGAAGCCGUACAAGUGCAGUGAGUGUGGGAAGGCCUUCCACAACAGUUCCAGACUCAUCCACCACCAAAGGUCACACCACGGAGAGAAGCCGUACAAAUGCAGCGAUUGCAAGAAAGCCUUUAGCCAGGGUACUUACCUCAUCCAGCACCGGAGGAUCCACACGGGGGAGAAGCCCUACAAGUGCAGCAAGUGUGGGAAAGCCUUCCGGCACAGUUCCAACAUGUGCCAGCAUCAGAGGAUUCACCUCCGGGAGGACUUUGCGAGGUGACCGUGGACGAGGGCCCGUGAGUUCUGCUGUGCACUUCUCCAUAUGACCCACCCCACCCCUCUAUUUAUUGUCCGUACAGUGUUGUCACGGAUGAAGGGCAUUUCUAAUUAAAAACAGACGCAACUCUUUCCUUAA
This is a messenger RNA of Prionailurus viverrinus (fishing cat), 3778 nucleotides long. RefSeq names its product zinc finger protein 34 (gene ZNF34). NCBI's taxonomy places the organism in Eukaryota, Metazoa, Chordata, Mammalia, Carnivora, Felidae. Gene Ontology annotation, biological process: negative regulation of transcription by RNA polymerase II. The record is from RefSeq and is a predicted model, not a curated record. Gene Ontology annotation, molecular function: DNA-binding transcription repressor activity, RNA polymerase II-specific. The transcript has 5 exons. Bases 1985 to 3643 code for a protein of 552 amino acids.